Molecule: messenger RNA, 1374 nt
Organism: Ruditapes philippinarum (Manila clam)
Lineage: Eukaryota; Metazoa; Mollusca; Bivalvia; Venerida; Veneridae
Product: L-threonine 3-dehydrogenase-like
Exons: 5
Coding region: 107-1180 (357 amino acids)
Molecular function (GO): zinc ion binding; oxidoreductase activity
Source: RefSeq, a predicted model, not a curated record
GACCGGUUUAACUCUUUAUUUUUCAAGUGCAGACGGAGUACAUGUGAAAAUCUCAUACAACGACAUUUCGACACUAGACACUGUGACAUUGCGGUAGGCUUUCAAGAUGGCUUCAGUUCAAGAAAUACCCAAAACGAUGAAAGCACUGAUAAAGGAAACGGAAACAGAAUCGUACAUUUACAAAGAAAUGCCAGUUCCGGAGCCGGAGGGAGAUGAAGUUUUAAUAAAGGUCGACGUAGUUUCUAUUUGCGGCUCCGAUAUAUCUCUGUAUAAAUGGAGCGACAUGGCUCGUGUCAUAGCAACCGUUCCUUUUAUUCCAGGGCACGAGACCGCAGGCACUGUCGUGAAAUGUGGUCCCGAUGCCACAUUAAAAAUUGGUACACGUGUUGGAGUCGAGAAUCAUUUCUUUUGUGGAGAUUGCUAUCAGUGUAAUAAUGGACUGAAGGAGAUCUGCUUCAAUAUGGGUCAAUAUGGACAUGGCAGGAAGACGAUGCAUGGAGGGUGUUCAGAAUAUUCCAUCGUAUCACAGAAAUACCUAUACGUUAUAACAAAGAAUUUAAAUGCAGAGGAGAUAACUAUGUUAGAACCGCUAGGUGUUGCUCAUAAUGGAAUAGAAAGGUUAAAGGUUAAGGACGAAGAUGUAUUGGUCAUCGGAUGCGGACCCGUAGGAUUGCUCGCACAACGGGUAGCAAAGGUGAUGGGGGCAAAAAGGGUAAUCGGGGUUGAUAUUGAAGAGUGGAAGUUGAAGUUAGCAAAGGACAUUGGUACUGAUAUAGUGAUCAACACAAAAGAGAAGGAUUUAAAAGAGGCAAUGAUGGAAAUGACUUCCGGUUCCGGUAUAGGACGUAUUUGUGAGUGCAGCGGAAAUGCUGGAAUGCUUAACUCAUGUUUUUCGUAUUUGCGGAAAGGUGGCCGAGUGGUGCUUAUUGGAUUACCGAAACAGCCGAUCCAUGUUGAACACCCGCUUCCGGAUAUAAUGUUCAAAUGUUUGACGAUAAAGACAGUGCACGGUCGUCGGAUCUAUCACACGUGGGAAGCACUGGAGAAAAUGGUUGCCGACAAGUCUGUUGACGUGGAUAAAGUGAUUACACACCGCUUCCCGAUGUCCAAAUACGAGGAUGCGUUCAAAACCCUGUUUAGUGGUGCUGCGUGCAAAAUAGUUAUGGACCCUUCCAAAUAAAUCAUCUAUUAAAUAGACGACUUUGUAUUCGAGACAAGCAACGAGCGCCAUAUAAUUUUACCCUAACAGAAUCACUGAUUUAUCUACUGUAAAAAAAACAGAUUUUGCCAAUUAAUAAACUAUACUUCCUAAUGGAGUAAAAAUUGUAAUAUUUCAAAAAGUGCAAUAAGAAAUAAAGAAUUUUCAAUUGUAAA